Hordeum vulgare subsp. vulgare (domesticated barley) is the source of this 1268-nucleotide messenger RNA. Its product is annotated as transcription factor IBH1. NCBI's taxonomy places the organism in Eukaryota, Viridiplantae, Streptophyta, Magnoliopsida, Poales, Poaceae. The transcript has a single exon. The record is from RefSeq and is a predicted model, not a curated record. Gene Ontology annotation, biological process: regulation of DNA-templated transcription. The coding region runs from base 233 to 826 and encodes 197 amino acids.
CCCCGGUUUGUGUCAGACACCAAAUCUUCUUCACCUUCUUCUUCCUCCUCCCCACCCAAUCUCCUUUCUCUCCUGCCUUUUAAGCCACGCGCCCGGCCGCAUCCUCCGCCUACGCCAUCCCCUCUCCCUCUCCCUUUCCAUCUCUCUCCACCCUCGACCUUCUCUCUGUGGGGUGGGGUGGGGUGAGGAGCUGGGGUGAGGAGCUUGGGUGCGCGCGCGUGCCGUUUGUUUGAUGGACGCCAAGGGCGAGGUGGAGAGCUCAAACCCUAACCGCGUCGUUGCCAGCGCCUCCGCCGCUGCGGUGUCGGCGUCGUCGACCUCGAAGCGCAUGCUGGCGUUCCACUUCCUGCGCGCGCUCUCCCGGAUCCACGGCGCGGCUGGCCCGGCGAGGCGCCGCACGCGCACCAUCCGCCGCGCGGCCUACUCGUCCAUGGCGCGCGCCACCGGCCCGCGCCGCGCCUGGAGCCGCGCGCUGCUGCUCCAGGCCCACGCGCGGGCGCGCAGGUCCAGGACGGAGCUGUCCACGCGGGCCGCCGUGCUCGUCCGGAGGCGCGUCGUCGCCGGGCCGGCAGCACCACCGGCACGCGCCGCUCCCGUCGGCGGACAGGUGUCUUCUUCGGCUGCUCGCGCGGCGCUCGUCCCUCCGCCAGCUGCGGCGCGGCAGGCGGGGGAGCCGGCAAGGAGCGACGCGCUGCGGCGGCUCGUCCCCGGCGGGGCCGGGAUGGAGUACUGCAGCCUGCUGGAGGAGACCGCCGACUACGUCCGCUGCCUCCGCGCGCAGGUGCAGCUCAUGCAAGGCCUCGCCGACCUCUUCUCCUGCCAAUGAUCCAUAUCCUCAUCAUCAUCGUCAUGCAUCCUCCGAUCGAUCGAGUAAUUCUAAAUUAUUACUUCUUCCCGCACCAUCCGUCGACUGAAAUCAUGCCGCCGUCCAUGAUAUCGGUCGAUGGAUCUCUUGUUCAUGUGACAUGAGAUUGGUCAAUGCAUCGAUCGCGCAUGAUCAGCAUAUGUAGAGGAUUACCGGCCGGCAGGGGAGAGUUAGGUGGUGGUACGGUGGAGGGAUGAUUGGUGGAGUAUAUAUGUUGAGCUGCUGCUGCUGGUAAGGUGAUUAUUAGUAGGUGAGAAAAGAUUGGGCAUAGUAUGCAUUUGUAUAGGUCGUUGGGGACGCAUUGGAACCACACCAUGGAAAAUACAAAGGUAAUUAAUUGUAACAUAUAAAGAGAUCAUGAAUCGAUAUGGAUCCAGUUACAUAUACUCUAUAUGCUAGUGCA